This is a messenger RNA of Trifolium pratense (red clover), 2391 nucleotides long. RefSeq names its product putative clathrin assembly protein At4g40080. Gene Ontology annotation, molecular function: clathrin heavy chain binding; phosphatidylinositol-4,5-bisphosphate binding; SNARE binding. Gene Ontology annotation, cellular component: clathrin-coated pit; clathrin-coated vesicle. Gene Ontology annotation, biological process: clathrin-dependent endocytosis; clathrin coat assembly; vesicle budding from membrane. The transcript has a single exon. The record is from RefSeq and is a predicted model, not a curated record. Lineage: Eukaryota; Viridiplantae; Streptophyta; Magnoliopsida; Fabales; Fabaceae. Bases 1066 to 2067 code for a protein of 333 amino acids.
UAUUUUUAUAUUUUUAUUCGUUGUUAAAUUAAAUAAAAAUUUAGGGAAAUACUAGUAGUAAGUAACCGCUUCCCUUUGGCAUCAAUCACCGUCAAAACAUCUCUCUAAAUGCUUUGCUGCAAAAAUUUCUUCUCAUGUGUACGGGUAAGUGAGCCACCAAAUCAAAAUCCAAACUAGAAGCUUAGAAGAAAAACCAAUAUGAUAUUAAAUUGGUAAAUAUUCAAGCAAAAUUCCAUUGUGACCAUUGAACGAAAACUUCAACAACGAAACACAAUUCCAUCAAAGCGUGUAUUGAGUCAGGUCAGCCUUACUGAGUCAAGUUGUAACCGAUCAUGACCUGCAAUAUUGCCGCAACACCCAAGCAACUGUGAUGUAUCACUGCAGUCUCGAGAUUGAAUUAGAACACCAAAUUAGAGAGUAAGAGAGUCACCUACAGGUUGAAGAGGAUGGGUAGAUUCACUUUUCUGACGACGGUGUCGGCCGUAAAUCGACGAACGGUGAAGCAGCCUUGACAUUGGAAAGUUUAAUUAAGGAAAGGAGUCAAGGCGGUGUACGAUUUGAGUAUCAGUUGAAUAUUCCAAUUUAAGAUGCAACACACGUCAUUCGUGAAUGAUUCGUGAAGCUAGGCUUCGCGACAUCCAGCAUUUUCCAUAUCAAAUUGCCCAUAAAAAACCAGUCAAUUUCCACUUGCUUGCGUUGGAUAAUCGUCAGUGAUUAUGUUGUCCAUUAAUUAAACAUUAGCAUUAGUCAACCACUAUAGGUAACCCAUCACAACAUGCAUCAACUUGUUCAAAUUUUUUGAAUGGUUGACCCAGCCAAGUCUUACUAACUUCUGAUUAAUUACUAAUUAGCACACAUAAACAAUGAACCAAGCCACAUUAAUAACAAGUCAAAACAGAUUAAAAGAAUCUCCUAUUCAUAUUCAAACAAUGCAAUACUUUAUCAUCUAUUAGUAACUCACAAUGUACUAACUCAUACAUUGGUCUCACGCUAAAAUCUUUGAAGCUAAAUCACAGUUUUCUUGUAUUAUAAGUAAUUCAUAUUGAAGCAAGAAAGAGUGAAUCAAUGAAGAAACUUAAAGAGAUAAUAGGAAAAUUGAAGGACAAGGCAUCACAAAGCAAAGCAGCAAUUUUUUCCAAACACAAAACUCUUUCCCUCCUUCGCGCCACGACCCAUGAUUCUUUCACCCCUCCAAAACACAAACACCUCACCACCCUUCUUUCCUCUGGAGACGGUUCACGUGCUACUGCAUCAACUGCAGUAGAGCUUCUGAUGGACCGUCUCCAAACAACUCAUAACUCAGCAGUAGCUCUCAAAUGCUUGAUCGCCGUUCACCAUAUCAUCAAACACGGCACUUUUAUUCUCCGUGAUCAGCUCUCGGUGUACCCUUACACAGGGGGAAGAAACUACCUUAAUCUCUCUAACUUCCGAGACAAAACAAAUCAUGUUUCUUGGGAACUGUCUUCUUGGGUUAGGUGGUACGCGCAAUACAUCGAACACCUUAUGUGCACUUCUAGAAUCUUAGGUUUCUUCAUCGGAGAAACCACGCCGCUUUGUAAGCCACAAGAAGAAAGAGUUUUGGCUGUUACUAAUAGUGAUCUGUUAAGAGAAAUGGAUUCUUUGGUGGCUUUGAUGGAAGGAACUGUGAAAAGACCCAAUACUCCAACAAGUGAAAAUAACAAGGUGGUUGUUGAGAUAAUGGAUUUGGUUGAAGAUGAUGGGGUUGUUGCUCUGAGUGAAAUUUUGGUUAGAGUUCAGGAAUUUGGGGAGAGGGAGAAAUUGGGUUGUCUUGGUUUUGGAGAAAUUGUGGAAUUGGUUUGUGUUUUGAAGAGAUUAGAAAUGUGCAGAGAGAGAAUGAUGAUGGUGAUGGAGGGGAUUGAGGAGAAGAGAUUUUGGGAUUCAGUGAGAGAAUUGAAGGAAAAAGUUGGGAGGAUGAAGGUGUAUAGGGAAGAAGGGAAGGUUUACACGAAUGCAACAAAAGAUAGAAGAACUGAGUCGGAUAGGUUUGAUGAUAGAGUUCUUAGUUCUGUUGGUUCUAUUACGUUUCCUUCUUCAAGGUUCUUUUAGUCAUUAAUGUGAUAAUAGGAUGAAACAUUUUGUGUUUUUUUUUUUUUUUUGUUCUAAUUAUCUUAUGUUGAAAUUUUAGUGUAUAGUAUUAUGUGAUGGUACAAAUUGAAGUAGGAAUUUACAAUGUGUGUGAUGAAUGGUUUUGGUUGAAUGUAUUUUUAAAGGCCAAAAAAGAUUAUAUUAAACAAUGACAUUAUAUGAUUAUACAUAAUAGAAUUCACUAAUACUAUGGGAUCAAACUCUCAUAUUCUCAUGUGUUAGAUUACAAAGAAAAUAAGAACAAGUGACAGGGAAAUUAAAUAGUAUAAGCUUAUCCUGAUAUGA